AAUUAGCUAGAGCCUAUAAUCCAUUAUUCACAUCACAUACAAAACUCUGAAGCUUCUUAAUUAAAACUCUUAUUUCAUUCCUUCAUAUAUCUAUCUCUGCUCUUGCUCUGUCCAUUUCAGCACAAUUCCAUAUGGCAGCCACUACUACCUCUUCCACCUGCACAAGUUUCUUCAAUUUCCGAUCAUCAUCAUCAAAUCCUUCUGAUCAGUCCUUCAGAGUCCGUGACUCAUCAAGUCAAACCUCUUCUGCAAGUAAUUGCAGUGGAAAACUUGAUGGGGUGGCUAUGUGGUUCAUUAAUGGUGUUACAAUGGCUUUUUUUGCUUCUUUAAAUCGUUGCUCUUGUAUCCGCAUCGCUACUGAAGAAGAUGGUGAAGAUGCCAACGAUUUACCGUUGGUGUUUAACGAUGGUAAUCUCCGCCAUGAUGGUGUCGCCGGCACCACCAGCAGGAGAAGGACUGGUAAAGGGAAGAAAAAUGGUAAGUGAUAAUAUAUAUAUUAAUUAUGUAUUAUAAUGCUACAAAUUAAAUAUAGUAUAUGUGAGAGUUUUUAGAAUAUAAUUGUGCGUUCAAAUCAAAGCUUGUGUUACUUUUGGAGUGAUUUUGGAGAUCGAUGAAAAUUAUGAAUAUGAAUUAAGAAGCUUUAAUCUUCUUCCUUUGAAAUAUAUAUACGGAUAAUGAAGAAAUAUGGUUCAUGAUGUGUAUUAUUAAUUCUUUAUUUGUGUAGUAA
Messenger RNA from Trifolium pratense (red clover), 727 nucleotides. RefSeq lists its product as uncharacterized. The record is from RefSeq and is a predicted model, not a curated record. Lineage: Eukaryota; Viridiplantae; Streptophyta; Magnoliopsida; Fabales; Fabaceae. The coding region runs from base 132 to 485 and encodes 117 amino acids. The transcript has a single exon.